AUGUUUUGCAAUCAUAUAUCAGCUGAAAAGAAACAUCUGGCCAUACUGAGGAAUGAUCAUGUUGUUCAUGAUCUGAUGAAGACUGUAGUUGUUCAUGUAAGUGUAUUUACACACGGUAAGGAGACUUACUUUGCAAUUGUUGGGAAAGAUUUUUUUAAAACUUUAUUACCUAAACAAUUUAAAAAUAAGUUAUUUUAGGUAAUAAAAAUGUGAUAGAGAGCUUACUGACCUUUCUCUGAUUAUUAUUAUUAUAUUUUAGCCAGAUCUAAAGUACUUUGUGGGUACGAAAGCGGACGUUUAUCAAUGUAAAGCUGAUGAAAGAUGCUGUCCUGAUAAAGAAAAGUUCUUUUACUAUGACGAUGCUGGUUUACAGGUACCUUAUGUUUUUAAAAAUUGGUUUUUUAACAUCAUUUUUCAAUUUUUUUAUUAAAACUUGACUUUAUAAGCCUAAAAAGUAAUGUACUAACUAAAAAUACCAUGAAUCCUUUGUACCACCUUAUUUUAGUUUUAAAAUAUUUAAAUUUCCCGCCGAUUCGUCAAAUUUGGCAUUGUGUUUCAACAUGCUUUUAAAAAUAUACUUACAAACCUUUGACCAAACGACCUCCAGGGCCCAGUAAACUCUUCCCUCUGGCUUCGUUUCCAACCAGACAACCUUGAAGGAUCAGUCCCAGAACAAAUUGUGACAUUAGAACCAGCUUGGAGAACAUACCAAGGACCAGUCAAUUUGCUCGGCUUCAACGAUGUCAAUGGUCAACAACAAGAGAUACCACUACUUUGUGAAUAUAGAGAUAAAUACAAAUGUCCGGAAGGCUUCGUAUUCAAUGACGGUGUUUGUACGGGGAUUCUGGAGUGCGGUGCUACUGGAGAUGAAUGUGAAAGUAAAUGUACUCAAAUGGGGAACAGUUUUGGAGGUAAAGCCAUGUUACCAUCGAUUCACAACGACAACUACAAUUGGUUCUUGGCCAGUGAGUUUAGAUUUUAUCAAAAUUAUAUUAUCCAUGACAAAUGCAUGUGUUAAAGAAGACUUAAAAAAUUAAUCUUGACAGUAAACUAAACCUUCAGGUCUUUGAAAUGUUUAUUUUUUACAUUUAACAGUAAAAUAAUGCGUUUCAGCCCAAUACCGCAAGGUAAUAAUGUCAGGAAAAGAAAACAACUUCAAGAAUGGCAAGUUGUUCUCUCAAUAUUGGCCAAUAAUGAUCGGGAUGAAGCAUAUUCACGGCCAAUGGGUCAAUUUGGAUCAAACACCCUCAGACUACUUUAGAUGGUGGUCGCUCGAGAACAAAGGUAACAUUAUGCAUAAUGUUAGUACUAUGUUAUACCAUAUUUUACCGAUUAGGAAUGAAUAGGACACUCUAAUACCAAUAUUUAUAUAAACUCCCUUAGCGAAGUAUAAGGUAAAAAUCCGAAACUCUUUACAGAAGUAAAAUUGUUCACGAACCCGGACAAAGGUUACAAACGAGUGUUCCUGAUGGUGAGAGUAAACGGCGACGAUGGUAUAUCUACAUUUGGCUACUGGGCCAACAAUUACCACGACAAAGACAAGAUACCAUUCGUGGGGUGCCAAGUAAAACCUAAAAAACUGUUUUAA
Bursaphelenchus okinawaensis is the source of this 1588-nucleotide messenger RNA. The record is from the annotation of a GenBank genome assembly. NCBI's taxonomy places the organism in Eukaryota, Metazoa, Nematoda, Chromadorea, Rhabditida, Aphelenchoididae.